Cylicocyclus nassatus is the source of this 831-nucleotide messenger RNA. NCBI's taxonomy places the organism in Eukaryota, Metazoa, Nematoda, Chromadorea, Rhabditida, Strongylidae. The record is from the annotation of a GenBank genome assembly.
AUGUUCUCGCCUAGCCCUAUCAGCUCCUCCAGCCCAGAUCGUACAACGGCCCUUAGUAGUCUUGUGACCUUCGUGCACAGACGACCCAACACUGGCAUUUUCCCUAGAAUAGUCCUGUGCGAUGUUGCAAGAUUUGCCUUGGCAAAUCUGCAUCAAGAACAUAUGCAGUGCGUACUAAUGCUCAACUUUAUCUACGAGAAGAUCUACACCUUCCUGUGGUUCUGGGUUUUCAUUGCCAUUGCAUCUACUUUCUCAGCAAUAAGAGCGCUUGUGGAUUAUUUUGUGCACAAAAUUCUCAGAUGUGAUGGCAUUCUCUUACUUUCAUUCAUAAAUGUGAACGCUGGAGGUCUUGUUACGCACGAUAUCGCGCACCAGCUUUGGAAAAUCACUGUGCAGCCCACGUUCAAGGGCGCCGCCACAGUGUCUCCAUCCGAGGAGUGCACCGUGAGAAAGGAGUCUGAGAUGAGGAAAGAUUCGGGGAUGUUGUACUGGCCGAGCUUCAUUAACCUGCCUGCAACUGUAAGAAAAAUGGGCUUGGCAAAGCGAAUGGAGGCUGCUGGUGACAGCCGCGAUGUUUCUUUCAAUGACAAAAAGUCAUACGCAAUAGCACAACCCAUGGUACGCAUGCGAUCUCUCAGUGUUGGUAAUCUGGAAGCCGAGCCUACAGCUCCUAUGGAAUCUUCGCCUUUGAUUUCUGACGGAUCUACACAAGCCGUCGAGGACUCGACGUGUCCCAUUCAGAGUCUUCCUGCUUCACCUGGUAGACGACGCCGUUUUGCCAACGGAGGACCAGGAGUUGCUUUUGUCGACAAUCGUUCUGAGAAGAAGUAG